Messenger RNA from Hordeum vulgare subsp. vulgare (domesticated barley), 1799 nucleotides. Its product is annotated as transcription factor bHLH19-like. The transcript is spliced from 3 exons. The record is from RefSeq and is a predicted model, not a curated record. NCBI's taxonomy places the organism in Eukaryota, Viridiplantae, Streptophyta, Magnoliopsida, Poales, Poaceae. The coding region runs from base 327 to 1475 and encodes 382 amino acids. Gene Ontology annotation, molecular function: protein dimerization activity.
GCAGCAGCAGCUAGUAGGCCACACAACCAAAAACUAUUCUUUUGGUAUUUGUUCCCUCAAUUCAGCCUUCUUGCUUUCUCUCUCCCUCUCCCCCCUCUCUCUCUCUCUAGCUAGCUAGCUAGAGUUCCUCUCUCUCCCUCUCACUCUAGAAGAGAGAGAGAGAGGGGAGAAGAAGAAGAGAUCUGAAGCCAGGUAUUUGAGGAGCAGUCCAAUCGUAGGGAUAUAUUUGUGCUUGAGCUCAUCAUGCAUCUUUGAGUCCAAUUAAGCUGGGCUGCCAUGCAUGUGAUUGAUUGAUGUGUUGAUGAUUCGUGUGAAAUAAUUUGUUCAUGCAGGGAUCGGUCGACAUGGACGACUUCAUGCAGUGGGCGAUGAACACUCUAGACCAGCAGCAGUACCACGCUGCCGCCGCCGCUCCUCCCGCGGCGGCCCCGUACGGUGGCGCUGGCUCCAGCUCCGGUGGCAGCAGUGCUGGUGCCGCCGCCUUCCCUUCGCUGCAGGCGCUCCGCGAGUCCACGGCGGCGGCUGGUGGCGGCGGCGGUGUCAGGGGCCUGAGGGUGCAGGUGGACCACCACCAUCCUCCCAGCAGCUGGAGCACCAGCUCUGGCGACAGCCCCGGCGCCGCCAUGGACCACGACGCCCCCGCCGCGGGGUGGUCGCCGCACGCAGCCCGCGCCAGGAGCAGGGCCACCACCAGCAGCAGCAGGCCCAUGAGCUGGAACUUCAGCGCCGCCGCGCAGGCCACGCAGCUGCCGGCCGACAUCGACAUCUCCCCGCGGCCGGCCGCGCCCAGAGGCCACAGCACGCCCGCCGCCGGGAGGAGGUCGGGGGGCGGUGCCGCGUCGUCGGCGUCGCCGGGCCCCGUGCAGGACCACAUCAUCGCCGAGCGCCGCCGCCGGGAGAAGAUCAACCAGCGCUUCAUCGAGCUCUCCACCGUCAUCCCCGGCCUCAAGAAGAUGGACAAGGCGACGAUUCUUGGGGACGCGGUGAAGUACGUGAGGGAGCUGCAGGAGAAGGUGAAGACCAUGGAGGACGACGAGAGCGCCGCCGCCGCCGCCACCACCACCACCACCAUCCGCUCCGCCGUGCUCGUCAGCAAGAAGGUCAAGGCCGCCGCCGUCGACGACGAGGACGAGGAGGAGGACGCCGGCGAGGAGUCGAGCCACGGCGGGCUGCCGGAGAUCGAGGUGCGGGUGUCCGGCGAGAAGACCGUGCUGGUGCGGAUCCACUGCAAGAACGCGAGGGGGCUGCUGGUGAGGGUGCUGGCGGAGGUGGAGGAGCUCCGGCUCGCCAUCACCCACACCAGCGUCAUGCCCUUCCCGGCCGACACCGCCAUCAUCACCAUCACCGCAAAGGUGGAAGAAGGGUUCAACUCGACGGUGGAGGAGAUCGUGAGGCGGCUCAACUCAUCGCUGCGCCAACAUUAUGCCGCCAAUAAUUCUGAUGAUCUAAAUAGUGCUACCAAAAGAGAAUGCUAAGCUUAGCAAGCUCAUGCAAGUUGAUGGAUCAGGUCUUUCCUUGGAAGAUUUUAUAGAAAAUUGAGAGAUAAAUUCGUCGUGAUGAAUUCCUCAUCACGUUGGUGUGCAUCAGUGCAUGCAUGCAUGCAUGAUGAGCUUAUAGAUAUAUGUUGCACGCAUGCGUGCAUGCAUAGAGACGAGGAUUUCUCAGCCACAGGUUUGCAAGUUUUGGUUGCUAGCUAGCUACUUGCUGUUGCUCAAUCCCAAUCACACUGAUGAAAUAAUGACGGCAGCCAUAUAUGCUUGGAUUUUCAGUUAAUUCUUCUAUGCAUUUCUUUGUAUAAA